GCCGCCAUUUUGUUUGUGCGGAGAGACGGAGAGAGGCAGGAGAGACCGAGAGAGAGAGAGACUUCUGCGCCGAUCACAACGACUCCGAAAGCCGCCGGGCACAAAAGAGUGGCGGUGUCACCUCGGAACAAAAAACAAGAGAGAUCAGAGAGAAGGAGAAAGAGGAAAGGAGAAAGGAAAUUCUCGUUUGAAAAUCCAAGGAAGGGGGUGUUUUUUACGGAGCCGAGAGGAGAGGCGGAAGAAGGCGAUAUAUUUAAACGAAGGAAAACCUGCGAGGCAGCAGAGAAAUUAUAAUCAUAAAAAUAAUAAUAGACCAGUCGUCGCGGGAGGAAAACUCCCAAGACAAAAAAAAUGAAAACGUGAACUAUCCGUUAGCUAAAGAUCAGAGAAAGGGGGAAAUUACAGAAAAGGAAGAAUUAACUGAAGAAAGAAAAUAAAAAGGAUAAACGCGAAGGGGGGAUACACCAUCACAAAGACUCAAUGAAAGGAUUGAGGAGCCAAAAAUAUUUUGGGAGGUGUAUAUUUUUUGGACCCGAAGCUUCCCACUUCAAAAAUAACCCAUAAUAUUGUAGCGACCCCCCUCGCUUUAUCCGAUUUUUGCUCAUCGCCGUAUUCUCUUGUUCUUGGUUGGGAUUUUUUUCUUUACUAGCCUAGCUAGCUAGCUCGUUAUACGCAGUGUCAGAAUAUUUCUUGCUACAUUUGCUAAUCAAUUCACACGCGCGAAUCACCGGUGAAUUUGCAUUUAGCAAGUUGCUAAUAUUGCUCGUUCUAAAUAAAAUAGCUCUACUUCGUGUAAACAGGAGCAAACCCUCACCAUAGGAAGCGUCCACUGCAAAAUAAAACUAAACACUAAUUGGAUCAAUCUGAUACCAAUUAGUUGGCUAUUGUAAUAAUUUGAUACCUAGCUACAUCUUUUAUGUAAGAAUCGAAUAAUCAGGUUUUAGUUAACUUGCUGGCAGCAUAUAAUAAUUGGAGCGGUUCAUACAGCGAGCUACGGUUUGGGAUUUUUGCAAAGAUUUUUGAACCCCGUUUUUUGCAUUCAGCACAUACAUACAGAGGGCGCAAGAUCCAAAUUUGAUGAAAAUAUAAAUGCAUAAACAAGUGUUUUGCUAUUUUAAAAACCCCUAAUAUUUACGACUGUACGAAAAGGACAGUAAUCAUCUCGUUACUUAAGCAAGGGGAUGUAUUGAAUAUGCAAGUCAUUUAUUUUCGAAAAGGUGUAAGCUCUGAGCAUCAUGGUAAUACCGUUGCACACAGACACUGAACAUGCAUGAGAAUUUCAUUCAGUUGUCUUUCAGUGUUGUGGCUUAAUAUUUCAACAGUAUUGCACGUGUCUGUUAUUUAUUCCACUAAAAGGCAAUGCAGCUUUUCUUGUCAAGUAUUUUAUGGUAAAAGUGGAAACGGGUGCUUCUUCCAUAUGCAUUUUCAAUAACUAGCUAUCAUUUUUAAUCGACUGCGCCUACAUUUGACGGUAGCUACCUACUAAUUGACGUUUCAGAAUUUUCACUAACCUCGGAGCUACCAAGCUGUGUUUCUUCAUUAUUUAAGAAAACGCGAUAAUAUUUUUUCUGUGGUGCUUCUGAUUUAUGAGUGUGGGCUACCUACAUAACACAGACGAGCAGUUUCAGAUAUUAGCCAGCCAUCAUAUGUUUGGAAUUGGACUGGAAAAGCGUUCAGCCGCUCUGUUUAUAUUGAAGAGGCUCGCUAGCUAGUUAGGAGAGCUUGCUUGUUGGGUAGUUAACUUAUCAACGCGUGCUCGCCAAGAUUGGUCAUUGAGCUAAGUAAAAUUCACAGGAUUUCUUUGCACCGGAAAAAUGCAGUGAUACAGACCGCCGACAAGCUACCCCCCUGUUCAUUUGAGGAUUCAUUUUUUUUCUUCACGUUCAGCUCACGUUAGCUAGCUACAAUGGUAACGGGAUCAAAUUGUAUUGACCGCAAUGGGAGCCCCGUCCAAAUCGAAGGUUUAUUCGUUCUGGGAUUUCUGCUAAACAUUGCAUGAGGCAAACCCUUCAAAGUAGCCGCAGGGGGUGCGUUUGGGUUGCUUUUUUUUAUCGCGUUUCCCAUCGCGUUUCCCUCGCAGCCACUGCUGCUCCCCGGCUCGGCUUCCUCGAAUUAAAACGCUCGAUUUCGCCGCCCGACGAUGGCGGAAAAGACGGAUGCGGUCAUGGAGGACAGGUCUUGGGACGAUUUCUCCGUCGCCGAAGAAGCUACAUGAGUUGAAAGGCCUGUUCGGUUGUGUCUCUCCUCUUUUACCGACUCCACCUUCCCCUCCUCCUACUCCGUUUGCAGAAAUCUAUAAAGGAACAAAAAAUCCGACAGGGGAGGGGGGUUGAUACGCCGUAAGCUGAAAUCGAGAGGCGAACCUAGGGAAAGAAGAGUAUUUUUAUACGACACUUUCCACCCCCCGUCGUCAAGAAAAAGGAGAGGGGGAAAAGACAGACUUUCAAAAUAAGGGAAAAUAUCAGAAAACGACGAGAGGACGCGGAUAAGGGAACAUCUCUCUCGUUUGUGGAUAUAUAUUUUUAAUUCCUGAAAAAUAUGGCCGAUAAUGUUCUGGACUCCGGCCCGCCUUCAGCCAAGAGGCCUAAACUAUCCUCUCCGGCACUUUCUGUCUCUGCCAGCGAUGGAAACGAUUUCGGUUCCCUGUUUGACCUGGAGCACGACCUCCCCGACGAGCUCAUCAACUCCACAGAGCUGGGCCUGCCCAAUGGCGGCGACCUCAGCCAGCUGCACACGAGCCUGGGAGGAGGGGGCGUGGCCAGCGGCGGCCAGGACGCAGCCGCCAAGCACAAGCAGCUCUCGGAGCUCCUGCGGUCGGGUGGCCCGCCAGCCUCGGCCCAGCAGGGCGCGGGCGGCAGCCCCGGCGGGGGCUCCAUGGGGCUCCUGGGCAGCAUGAACGCCUCCCCCGGACCCCCGGGCCUGGGGCAGCAGCAGCAGCAGCAGCACCCCUCGCCCCAGCAGGCGGGUAUGAUGCAGCAGGCCGGCAUGGUGGGCGUGGGCGGCCUGAACAGGGGCAUGAUGGGAGCCCAGAAGGGGAACGGACAGCAGCAGGCGCCCACGCCCCAAGGCCUGAUGGGGGGUCAGGUGAUGAACGGCUCUCCGAGGAUGAGCUACUCGAACCCUGGGAUGGGGAGCAACAGUAACCUGCUGGCAGAGACACUGCAGCAGCAGCAGCAACAGCAGCAGCAGCCAGGAGGCCAGCAGCUGGGAGCUGCAGGACAGACUGCACUGAGAGCACAGCAGCCUGGAGCACUGAACAAGAUGGGAAUGAUGGGUAACCCGGGUCCCUAUGGUGGCCCCUACGGUCAGUCCACAGGCCAGGGUAUGGGCGGGGCCGGGCUGGGCCCGCAGCUCCAGAACAAGCAGGGACUGCCCAACAGCAUGGCCCAGUUCAACCUGGACAAGAAGACGCCGCCUGUACAGGGGAUGGCUGGCAUGGCCUCCCAGCAACCCCCCGCAGUAGUUCCUGGAGCGACAGGAGCCGGCGGUGCCGGGGGGAUGCUGCCCUCCGCCCCCAGCGCCCAGGGCGGCCUCGGAUCGGUUUCGGCAGCCUCGGCCGUGGCACCCCCAACCGCCGACCCGGAGAAGCGCAAGCUGAUCCAGCAGCAGCUGGUCCUCCUGCUCCACGCCCACAAGUGCCAGCGGCGGGAGCAGGCCAACGGGGAGGUGCGGCAGUGCAACCUGCCCCACUGCCGCACCAUGAAGAACGUCCUCAACCACAUGACCCACUGCCAGGCUGGCAAGUCCUGCCAGGUGGCGCACUGUGCCUCGUCCCGACAGAUCAUCUCUCACUGGAAGAACUGCACGCGACACGACUGUCCCGUCUGCCUGCCGCUCAAGAACGCCGGGGACAAGAGGAACCAGCAGUGUGAGUCUCUCUUGGGCAGUGCAGCAGUUGGCCUGGGCAGUUCUCUCGGGGCUGUUCCAGGAGGCCAGCCCAGCGCCUCCAACCUCAACCCGCCCAGCCAGAUUGACCCCAGCUCCAUCGAGCGGGCCUACGCUGCCCUGGGCCUCACUUACCAGGGCAACCAGAUGGCGCCACAGCCUGCCCAGACCUCACUGCCCAACCAGGGGCUGCAGGGCCAGCCUGGCAUGAGGUCGCUCAACGCCAUUGCAGGAGGGAACCCCAUGGGUGUGAAUGGAGGAGUCGGGGUUCAGCCCCCAAACCAGCAGUCGAACCUCCUGCCGGACACCAUGCUGCACACCAACAUCAACUCGCAGAACCUGAUGAAUGACAGCAGUGGGGUGGGCAACAUGGGCUCCAUGCCCACGGCCACCCCACCCUCCAGCACGGGCAUGAGGAAGAGCUGGCACGAGGACAUCACCCAGGACCUGCGCAACCACCUGGUGCACAAACUAGUGCAGGCCAUCUUCCCCACGCCAGACCCCGCAGCCCUGAAGGACAGGCGCAUGGAGAACCUGGUGGCCUACGCCCGCAAGGUGGAGGGGGACAUGUACGAGUCGGCAAACAGCAGGGCGGAGUACUACCACCUCCUGGCGGAGAAGAUCUAUAAGAUCCAGAAGGAGCUGGAGGAGAAGCGGCGGAUGCGGCUGGAGAAGCAGGGAAUGAUGCCCACGCAGCCCAACCUGCCCCCCUCAGCCCUGGCACAGGGGCCUCCGGGCCUCGGGCAGCCCCCGCUGGCCCCCGGACAGCCCCCGAAUGGCCCUCACUCGGACCCGUCCCUCGUACGACCCACGGUGCCCAACCAGAUGGUGAACAGGAUGCAGAACCCUGCCGGGAUGAACCAGUUUGGUCAGAUGGGGAUGCAGGCCCCGGGUAUGAGGUCCUCCCUCCCUCUGCAGCUCGGCACACCCCUCAACCAGAUGGGCAUGGGGCCAGCCAGAAUGGGUCAGCCCAAUGUAGCUCCGCUGCAGAGCCAGUACCUGCCUCCUGGACAGUUCCCCGGAUCGGGCCCAGUGGGCAUGGCACAGCCCGGGACACAGGGCGGCAUGGCUCAGACUCAGAUGCCGACACCCCCUUCGCUCCCCGUCAACAGUCCAGUGGCGCAGCCGGGGUCGGUGGGAGGGGCGGGGGGUGGGGCGUCUGUGGGCUCCAUGGGGCCUGGCAGCGUCGGCCCCGCCUCCAGUCUGCCCCCGUCCUCCAACUCCUCGCAGCCUAACUCCCACCCGCACUGUCCUCCCCUCCGCCAGAACUCGCCCUCCCCGGCUCGCAGCCUCACCCCGACCCCCCACCACACGCCUCCCGGGUUGGCAGGCUCGCAGACCCCCCAGCCCCAGACUCCAAACCCCCCCCAGCUGGCUCCUCCGGCCCCCCAGCCGCAGUUGCCUCAGCCAAUGGGGCCAGGAAUGAGCUCGGAUAAAUCCGCCCAGCUGCAGCAGCAGCAGCAGUUGGGAGGCGGAGCCUCGGGGACGCCCCAGUCCGGGCUGGCUGUCUCUGCGCCCACCCCCAGCGCUCCCCUGCCACCCCAGCUCCCACGCACUCCGUUGUCCCAGAAGUCCUCGCUGACUGCGGACGGCCAGGCCUCCACGCCAGCCUCCGUCAGCAGCGCGGACACGAGCUCCCAGCAGGCUCCGCCCGACGCCACUGCCUCCCUCGACCCCAAGAUGGAGGUCAAACAGCAGGACGAGGAUGAGGGCGAGACCGAGGGGAAGGCCUCUGGAAAGAUGGGCGCGACGCAAGCAGAAAUGAAGAGCGAGGAGAAGCCAGAGAUAAAGAAGGAAGAAUCGGCAGGUGACGGAUGCAAGGUGGAGCCCAUGGAGACGUCGUCGGGGGCGAUGGGUGAAGACAGGAAGCCAGAGAUGAAGGUGGAGCCUAAAGGGGAAGAGGAGGGAUCAGGGUCGUCAGGCACUCACAGCUCUCCGGCCAGCGCUCAGAACAAGAGGAAAAUCUUCAAGCCCGAAGAGCUGCGGCAGGCCCUCAUGCCCACCCUGGAGGCGCUGUACCGCCAGGACCCUGAGUCCCUGCCCUUCCGGCAGCCUGUGGACCCCCAGUUACUGGGAAUACCCGACUACUUUGACAUAGUGAAGAACCCCAUGGACCUGUCCACCAUCAAGCGGAAGCUGGACACGGGGCAGUACCAGGAGCCCUGGCAGUACGUGGACGACAUCUGGCUCAUGUUUAACAACGCCUGGCUCUACAACCGCAAGACCUCCCGCGUCUACAAGUACUGCUCCAAGCUGGCCGAGGUGUUCGAGCAGGAGAUCGACCCCGUCAUGCAGGGCCUGGGCUACUGCUGCGGGAGGAAGCUGGAGUUUUCCCCCCAGACUCUGUGCUGCUAUGGGAAGCAGCUCUGCACCAUCCCACGCGACGCUGCUUAUUUCAGCUACCAGAACAGGUACCACUUCUGUGAGAAGUGUUUCAACGAAAUCCAGGGCGAGAGCGUGUCCCUGGGGGAUGACCCCUCCCAGCCUCAAACAUCCAUCAGUAAAGACCAGUUUGAGAGGAAGAAGAACGACACACUGGACCCUGAACUACUCGUGGAAUGUAUCGACUGUGGUCGUAAAAUGCACCAGAUCUGCGUCCUGCACAACGACACCAUAUGGCCGUCGGGCUUUGUCUGCAAUGGCUGCCUGAAGAAGUCCAAUAAGACAAGAAAGGAGAACAAGUAUGCGGCAAAAAGGCUGCCCCAGACGAAACUGGGAAGCUUCCUGGAGACGCGGGUGAACGAGUUCCUCAGGAGACAGAGCCACCCGGACUCUGGUGAUGUCACUAUCCGUGUGGUCCACGUCUCUGACAAGGUGGUGGAAGUCAAACCAGGCAUGAAGGCCAGGUUUGUGGACAGCGGGGAGAUGGCGGAGUCCUUCCCGUACAGGACGAAGGCGCUGUUUGCGUUCGAGGACAUCGAUGGUGCCGACGUCUGCUUCUUCGGCAUGCACGUGCAGGAGUACGGCUCGGACUGCCCGCCGCCCAACCAGAGACGGGUGUACAUCUCCUAUCUGGACAGUGUCCACUUCUUCCAGCCACGCCACCUGCGUACAGGAGUCUACCACGAGAUCCUCAUCGGGUACCUGGAGUACGUCAAGAAGCUGGGGUUUACAACGGGGCACAUUUGGGCCUGUCCCCCCAGCGAAGGGGACGACUACAUCUUCCACUGUCACCCUGUCGACCAGAAGAUCCCCAAGCCCAAGCGCCUGCAGGAGUGGUACAAGAAGAUGCUGGACAAAGCUGUGACAGAGCGCAUUGUACACGACUAUAAGGACAUCUUCAAGCAGGCGACGGAGGACAGACUGACCAGUGCCAAGGAGCUGCCCUACUUCGAGGGGGACUUCUGGCCCAACGUGCUGGAGGAGAGCAUCAAGGAGCUGGAGCAGGAGGAGGAGGAGAGGAAGAGAGAGGAGAACAGCACCUCCAGCGAGAGCAUCGACGCCACCAAAGGGGACAGUAAGAACGCCAAGAAGAAGAACAGCAAGAAGACGAGCAAGAACAAGAGCAGCCUGAGCCGAGCCAACAAGAAGAAGCCGGGCAUGCCCAACGUGUCCAACGACCUGUCCCAGAAGCUCUACGCCACCAUGGAGAAGCACAAGGAGGUGUUCUUCGUCAUACGUCUGAUCGCGGGCCCCACGGCCAACUCCCUCCCGCCCAUCGUGGACCCGGACCCCCUGAUGGCGUGCGACCUGAUGGACGGGCGGGACGCCUUCCUGACGCUGGCGCGGGACAAGCACCUGGAGUUCUCCUCGCUGCGACGCGCCAAGUGGAGCUCCAUGUGCAUGCUGGUGGAGCUGCACAACCAGAGCCAGGACCGCUUCGUCUACACCUGCAACGAGUGCAAGCACCAUGUGGAGACCCGCUUCCACUGCACCGUCUGCGAGGACUAUGACCUCUGCAUCACCUGCUACAACGUUAAGGGCCACGAGCACAAGAUGGAGAAGCUGGGCCUGGGUCUGGAUGACGAGAGCAACAGCCAGGCGACGGCUGCGACUCAGAGCCCCGGUGACUCCCGCCGCCUCAGCAUCCAGCGCUGCAUCCAGUCGCUGGUGCACGCCUGCCAGUGCCGCAACGCCAACUGCUCGCUGCCGUCCUGCCAGAAGAUGAAGCGGGUGGUGCAGCACACCAAGGGCUGCAAGCGCAAGACCAACGGCGGCUGCCCCAUCUGCAGGCAGCUCAUCGCCCUCUGCUGCUACCACGCCAAGCACUGCCAGGAGAACAAGUGCCCCGUGCCCUUCUGCCUCAACAUCAAGCACAAGCUCCGGCAGCAGCAGCUGCAGCACCGGCUGCAGCAGGCGCAGAUGCUCCGCCGCAGAAUGGCCAGCAUGCAGCGGACGGGCCAGCCCGCCGCAGGAGGAGGAGGAGGUGGCGGCGGGGGGCUACCGUCGCCCGGGAACAACGGCACCACUGCCCCCAGCACGCCCACGUCAGGAGGCACCCAGCCCCCCACCCCGCAGACCCCCACCCAGCCCAGCCUGCCCCCCAUGCCCCAGCCCGGGGUGGGGGUGGGAGGCCUCCCCGGCCAGCAGCAGCAGCAGCAGCAGCAGCUCCAGCAGCAGAUGCCCCAGCAGGGUGGAGUGCCCCAGCAUCACCUCCACCACCACCUGCAGCAGAUGCCCGGCGGGGGCAUGAUGAGCUCCCCCCAGCAGCCGCAGAUGAUGCCCCAGGUCCCAGGUCAGCAGCCCCAGCCUCCCUCCGCCCAGCAACUCCAGCACGCCAACAGCCUCCCCCCAUACACGCCCCGUCACCCGGGCUCCUCCCCGCACUCCCAGUCCCAGGGGAAGCCGGGGCUGGGCCCAGCCACACCCCCCCAGCAACAGCAGGCUGCUCCGCCUCAAAUCCCCCAGCAGCCCAACCCCGGCCAGUCCCCCAUGGCCCAACAACCCCAGCAGCAGCAGCAGCCCGCGGGCCCACCCCCUGCCGCCGUGGAGAUCGCCAUGAAGAUCCAGCGUGUGGCCGAGACCCAGCGGAAGAUGGCCCAGGUGCAGAUCCUCCAGAGGCAGGUGGCGCAGGCGGCCGGCAUGAUGCCCCCGCACCCCCACCACCAGCCCCCGCAGCCCCAGGCCCAGAUGGGCAUGAGCCACCCGGGAGGAGGGAUGGUGGGGGCGCCGGGACUGCCCCCCCAGGCGCAGGCGGCAGCCGCCGCCAGGGCCCACAUGGAGCAGCAGCAGCAGCAGCAACAGCCGCCGCAGGGCAUGAUGGUGGGGGCGGGCAUGCAGCAGCAGCAGCCCCCGCAGGCCGCGACGCAGAACCAGCUGCCCCCCCAGGUGCAGCUGCAGCAGCAGGGGGGCCCCCAGCUGCAGCCCCCCCAGCAGCCCCAGCAGCAGCAGUGGGGCAGCCCGGCGAUGCCUCCCCAGCAGAGGCCCGGCAUGAUGGGGCAGAUGGGCCACCCGGGGAUGGUGGCAGCCCAGCAGCAGGUCCCCCAGCAGCAGCAGGUGCCCCAGCAGCCGCAGCAGCAGCAGCCCCAGGUGGGGCGGAGCGGGGUGAUGGGCGCCGCGGGAGGGGUGCAGGGCGUGGCCAACCUGCCCCAGGCCGCCCUGCAGGAGCUUCUCCAUGCCCUGCGCUCCCCCAGCUCCCCGCUGCAGCAGCAGCAGGUCCUCAACAUCCUGCGCUCCAACCCGCAGCUCAUGGCCGCAUUCAUCAAGCAGCGCGCCUCCAAGUACAAAGGCGCGGGCGGCCCUGGGGGACCCGGGGGGCCCGGCGGACUCCCGGGAGCCAUGGGCGGCCAGCCGGUCAACGUGAACCCCGGAGCGGCCGCGGCGGGCAUGCACCUGGGCCAGGGUGUGGGCAUGCCCGCUAUGGCCCAGCUCCAGCAGCAGCAGCAGCAGCAGCAGCUACAACAACAGCGCCCUCUGCUGGGUGGAGGUCUGCAGCAACAGCAGGUUGCGGCUCUCCAGCAACAGCAGCAGCAACAGCAGCAGCAGCAACAACAGCAGCAGCCCGGGGGUAUGCAGGGCCAGGGCCCCAGCAUGGCCAACAUCAACCCUCAGUUCAGAGAGAUGCUGAUGCGGAGGCACCUCCAGCAGCAGCAGCAGCAGCAGCAACAGCAGCAGCAGCAGAUGAGCAACCACGCCCAGUUCCAGCAGCCCCAACCCCCCCAGCAGCAGCAGGGCUACCUAGGCCAGCCCGGCAUGCCCCCGCAGCAGCCCGGCCAGCCCCAGCCGGGAGGGCCUCAGCAGGGAGGCCAGCCGGGGCAGCAGCCCCCCCAGGGCUACCCGGGCUCCGUCUCCCAGCAGCAGGCGGCCGCCGCCGUGCUCCAGCAGCGGCUCCAGCAGCAUCAGCACCACCUCCAGAUGCAGCAGCAGCAGCAGCAGCAGCAGCAGAACGCCAUGGUGGGACUGGCGGGGGCUGACGGAGGGCCGGGCGGAGCGGGCGGAGGCCCCCCCCAGCAGCAGCAGCAGCCCCAGCCCCCCCCGCAGCCCGGCCCCCAGCCCACCUCCUCCCAGGCCAUGCUGCAGCAGGCCAUCCACCAGAGGCUCCUGCAGCAGCAGCAGCAGCACCUGGGCGGCGGCUCACCAGCCCAGCACAGCAGCCCCAUGAGCCCCCAGCAGCAGCAGAUGUCCCAGCCGCUGCCCUCCUCGCUCAGCAGCCAGGUGCGCUCGCCCCAGCCCUCCCCGCGGCCCCAGUCCCAGCCGCCCCACUCCAGCCCCUCCCCCCGCAUGCAGCCCCAGCCCUCCCCCCACCACAUCUCCCCCCAAACUCAGACGGGGUCCCCGCACCCGGGACACCUCCCCCAGCACCACCCUGGCAUGGUGGUCCCCCCGCCCCAGCCGCCGCCCCAGCAGCAGCAGCAGAACCAGAACCCCAGCUCCAUGGACCCGGGCCCCUUCGGCGCCGACCAGAACGCCAUGCUGUCGCAGCUGGGCGGGAUGGGGGGCCUGCACGGGCCCGGCCCGGCAGACAUGUUGGCGGGCGGCAGCCAGGACCUCGGGGCAAACAUUAAUCACAGUACCUUAGACAUCAUGUAGCAUUACAGUACAUUCAGAAAAACCGGGUGCCGGGGACAGUGUUAGGAUUUUUUUAUUAUUAUUAAUAUUAUUUAAUAUUUUUUCGAUAUAAAUAAAAUGAACUGAACUUCCUAUGGGAGAUGCUACAAUAAAUCAACAAGUCAGUGAAUGAAAUAAAAUAAAUGAAUGGUAAGUUAUUGCUGUUAAUAUAUUUUUUUUUGCUAAUUGUGUACAAAAGGGGAUAGUUUGUCUCUCUCCCUCAGAGAAAAGACACAGGUAAUAUUUUUGGGGUUGGGUGGGGAAGUAUUUGCCUUU
This is a messenger RNA of Megalops cyprinoides (Indo-Pacific tarpon), 11148 nucleotides long. RefSeq names its product E1A binding protein p300 b (gene ep300b). Gene Ontology annotation, cellular component: nucleus; histone acetyltransferase complex; transcription regulator complex. Gene Ontology annotation, biological process: positive regulation of transcription by RNA polymerase II. NCBI's taxonomy places the organism in Eukaryota, Metazoa, Chordata, Actinopteri, Elopiformes, Megalopidae. The transcript is spliced from 31 exons. The record is from RefSeq and is a predicted model, not a curated record. Gene Ontology annotation, molecular function: transcription coactivator activity; chromatin DNA binding; zinc ion binding. The coding region runs from base 2539 to 10854 and encodes 2771 amino acids.